GUCGGAUGUCAGCUCCAGCAGAGGAACAUGUGAGAAGGUGUAGCGGUUCCUGUUUAAACCUGUGUGUUAGUAAAGGGAAUUUAGUGUGAGCAGAAUUGAAAUUAUAAACCUGACACAUACUUCAGCAAUGUUUUAUUUCAUCGGUCUCGGUCUGGGUGAUGCUAAAGACAUCACGGUAAAAGGAUUGGAAAUAAUCAAGCGAUGCAGCCGUGUUUAUCUGGAAGCCUACACGUCCAUACUGACUGUGGGGAAGGAAGCACUGGAGGAGUAUUAUGGGCGAGAGCUGAUUUUGGCUGACAGAGACAUGGUGGAGCAGGAGGCAGAUGAGAUCCUCAAGGGUGCUGAUGCCAGUGAUGUGGCCUUUCUGGUGGUGGGAGAUCCAUUUGGCGCCACAACCCACAGUGACCUGGUCCUGAGAGCAGUGAAUGCUGGGAUAAAGUACAGAGUCAUCCAUAAUGCCUCCAUCCUGAACGCAGUGGGCUGCUGUGGGCUGCAGUUGUACAAUUUUGGUGAGACGGUGUCUAUCGUGUUCUGGACAGACAGCUGGAAACCGGAGAGCUUCUACGAUAAGAUCAAGAGGAACAGAGACAUGGGCAUGCACACGCUUUGCCUUCUGGAUAUUAAAGUGAAGGAGCAGUCCAUGGAGAACCUCAUGAGGGGUCGUAAGGUCUUUGAGCCGCCCAGGUUCAUGUCGGUGGCUCAGGCAGCCGAGCAGCUGCUGGAGGUGGUGCAGAACCGCCGAGAACGAGGAGAAGAACCAGCCAUCACCGAGGACACAGUGUGUGUGGGACUGGCACGGGUGGGGGCCGAUGACCAGGCAAUUCGAGCCGGAUCCCUGCGUGAGAUGGCAGUGUGUGAUUUAGGAGCACCGCUCCACUCCAUGAUCAUCACGGGCCACCUGCACCCACUCGAGGUGGACAUGCUGAGGCUCUUCAGCAACCUAGAGGGUCUCAGCAGCCUGAAGAUGACUGACAGCUCCACCUACAUUUCCUGAGAACUCAUGCAGAACUUUUAACCCUCAUGCUGUCUCAUGUCUGGAGCUUCAAGGAAACCACAUGAAUUAUGAAUUUAUUUGGUGUAGCUCAAAAAAGAUCCAUGCAAGUUGCAUUGCAGAAUGGUGCUUUUGAGUUAAUUAAGGUUUCCUGUGCAGCGUCUGAGUGAAUUACAGAGGUGGAAAUGGUAAAAAGGUCACAGAGAAAAGAAAAAAAAGGUUUCAUCCGGGACAACUGAAUGCUUGUGAAAUUGUGACGUACUUCUGUAAGUCAAAAUAGUGCACACUUUGGUCGUCAUGGGACAGUAAAAUGUGCAUUUUAUUGCUGCUGGGUUUCCAGAAAUCUCAAUCCAACACGUCUCAGCUCCGGUUUCAGGACGUGAGCCUCACGUGUCUCUCUGUACCAAAAUGUUUUAUUAAAUUUGAUUUC
This is a messenger RNA of Hemibagrus wyckioides, 1421 nucleotides long. RefSeq names its product diphthamide biosynthesis 5 (gene dph5). The record is from RefSeq and is a predicted model, not a curated record. The transcript has 7 exons. The coding region runs from base 128 to 994 and encodes 288 amino acids. Gene Ontology annotation, biological process: protein histidyl modification to diphthamide. Lineage: Eukaryota; Metazoa; Chordata; Actinopteri; Siluriformes; Bagridae. Gene Ontology annotation, molecular function: diphthine synthase activity.